Messenger RNA from Pichia membranifaciens NRRL Y-2026, 617 nucleotides. RefSeq lists its product as hypothetical. The transcript has a single exon. The record is from RefSeq and is a predicted model, not a curated record. The coding region runs from base 102 to 500 and encodes 132 amino acids. NCBI's taxonomy places the organism in Eukaryota, Fungi, Ascomycota, Pichiomycetes, Pichiales, Pichiaceae.
GUACGAUGUAGAACCACACAACCAAACAAAAACAGCCCUAACUCGAGCCCACCCGCAGAGAGGGCCUUCCGGCGGACGCCCCCGUAUAUAUAAUAUAAUAGAUGCGUAUAUAUAUAGAAUUCAGACGUGUCACACAGAGCCCCGUCACUCGAUCCGCACGCCUCCUUCGUGGGCUUCUUCCUUCGGGGGGCUCCCUCUUUCGGGGGCUUCCUCCGCGCCUGCCCCUCAGCUGUCUCGGUGACGGCACCCGGGCCCCUGUUGUUGUUGUGCCCAUACCCGUUCGGGCCAGAGAGACGACGUCAAGCCUCCGGACGCACAGCGAAAAAGACCGUUUCUUCCGCUCCGCCCGCUCCGAGCGGUUCGCGCAGACGGGACUCGGGACUCAUCCGCGUAAAUCCGAAGAAACCGGACCUGGGCCGAUCGACUCGGGUCCAGAGUGGCGAGACGAUCGACGGCAAAGGUCGAUCGACGGCAAAGACGAUCGACGGCAAAAUUGUUGAUCCUGGAUCAGGGGCUUCGGUACGGUACAACAGAGGGUUAUAUACCAUUAUAUACAGGGUGUCGGGCUAUGUGCAGGACGGCAGGCGGCAACGGCGGCAACGGCGGCAACGGCGGCA